AUGUUUGCCGCGCAGUCCUCGUCCCCAUCGGCGGGGAGGAUUCUCCCGCCUGCACCGCCGUCAAUCAUGACGACGACGACGUCGUCGUCGUCGUCGUCCGCAUCCGCGUCCGCGUCCCAGCAUCUCAGCGUGUCGAGCGCGGCGCGCGGGCAGCACUCUCAGUCCUCCAACACAUCCAUCUCGGGGCCGCCGCCGCCGCAGCAGCAGCAACUGGUCCACAACAUAGCGCAGCAUGCCUCAACCGCCCUCGCACCAUCGGCCUCACCACCCCCACUACACCAGACCCUCCCCAGCGAGGACCAGGAGCGCAACAUUUCGGAAGCGCGAGCGGCCGUCGUCGCAUCCAUCGGGAACAUGCUCGACGGCGAGCUGCAGACGCGUGCCCGCAUGCUGCACUCCAACGCCGCGGCGCUGGACAAGCAGGAGAGGGACGUCGUCAGGGCCACAGACGCGUUGCGUAAAGAGAAUGACAAGCUGGCGCGGUUCGCUGGGGACGCGGCACGGCGGGUCAAGGAGCUGGGUAACGUGCAGAACUGGGCCGAGGUACUGGAAAGGGACUUCCUGGUGCUUGAGGAGACGCUUCGGUUGGUGCGGGAGGGGAGCUGCGGGAGCGAGUGUGAGAGCUGUGGGAGCGGGAGCUGGAGCGGGAGCGGGAGCUGGAGUGGGAGCGAGGCUGGUGAUGGAGAGGGGGAUGUACGAAUGGGGAAUGAUGGUAGUAAGGGGCCGAAAAAAGGGAAGAUGAAGUUGGGUCAGGAUGGGGUUGAUGCCGGGUCGAUGGAGGUUGAUGGGGGCCAUGAGGACUGCUUAGAGAGCCAGAGUUUGACCGAGGCUGAGUCGGUCAACGGCACGGAGGGGGGCCGGACGAAAGGGUCCGAGACGACGUCGAUUUCGACCUUGUGA
Messenger RNA from Colletotrichum higginsianum IMI 349063, 900 nucleotides. RefSeq lists its product as uncharacterized. Gene Ontology annotation, biological process: endosomal transport. NCBI's taxonomy places the organism in Eukaryota, Fungi, Ascomycota, Sordariomycetes, Glomerellales, Glomerellaceae. Bases 1 to 900 code for a protein of 299 amino acids. The transcript has a single exon. The record is from RefSeq and is a predicted model, not a curated record. Gene Ontology annotation, cellular component: BLOC-1 complex.